AUGUCUGCUUAUGCUAAGUUCUUGAAGAAUAUCUUAUCCAGAAAGAGGAAGUUAGAGAAAAUGACAAUGGUCAAGCUGAAUGCCCACUGCAGUGCCAUAUUGCAAAAUAAAUUUCCUCAAAAGUGGGACCCGAGAAGCUUCACCAUACCAUGCUCGUUGGGGAAUGAGAAAUUUGACAAGGCUCUAUGUGACUCUGGUGCUUCUAUAAAUUUAAUGCCUUUGUUUGUGUUCAUGAAACUUGAAGGUGAGCUUGGAGUGUUUAAAUCCAUACCAGUGUCCUUACAACUGGCUGACCAGUCCACCAUCUUACUUGAAGGAAUCAUCGAAGAUAUUCUAGUAUGGAUGGGCAAGUUUGUGUUCCCCGUAGACUUUAUUGUGGUGGACAUGGAAGUGAAUAAGGAGGUGCCUCUGAUUCUAGGGAGGUCUUUUCUAUAUACAGUUAGAGAAAUUCUUGAUAUCUACGAGGAGCAACGACUUAUGCUUAGAGUGGGUAACGAUAAAGUGGUGUUCCAUAUAAAGAGAAUGAUGAAAUAUCCCAGUGAUGAGGCAUCUGCCUACUCGUGUUUUAAACUUGCUAUUGUUGGGGAGUUGGAUGAAAAAUACAAGUUUGAUAAGCUUGUAGGGGAUACUCUAGAGGGGUGUAUUACUCAAUAUAGCACAGUGGAGGAUGAAGAUCCUGAAAUAAAGAAAGAGGCUGAAGUUCUUAAGACUGAGGAUCAAGUGGUUGAUGAAGAGGAACUCAAUAAGGAGGCGUCUAAGCCUAGUGUAGAAUUGAAAGUCCUCCCUACUCACUUGAAAUAUGCUUUUCUUGAGACUAACAAUUUUUUUGUGAUUAUUUCUGCUUACUUAACAGGUGCACAGGAACAAAAGUUGGUAGAGAUGCUGAGGAAGUACAAGAAAGCCAUUGGCUAG
Nicotiana tabacum (common tobacco) is the source of this 912-nucleotide messenger RNA. RefSeq lists its product as uncharacterized. Lineage: Eukaryota; Viridiplantae; Streptophyta; Magnoliopsida; Solanales; Solanaceae. The record is from RefSeq and is a predicted model, not a curated record.